Messenger RNA from Ambispora gerdemannii, 1863 nucleotides. The record is from the annotation of a GenBank genome assembly. Lineage: Eukaryota; Fungi; Glomeromycota; Glomeromycetes; Archaeosporales; Ambisporaceae.
AUGGCUUCUCUUAAAUAUAUCUCUCAAAAAUCUCUUUUGGGGUCAUUAUCAAAGAGUUUUGGUCAAUUACGAAACUUAUCUUCACUUGAACCCGCGUUCAACCAGUUUCGAACGUCGUCCCAUUGUAAUAAAAGACAUUCAUUUUCCACAACCUCAGUAAAAAGUCUCGCUUCCGUUUCAGACAAAGCAGUCGAUCCUCCACUUCUAGCGGAGCGGCAACAUGAUGAAACGGAUGUUGUAAUUGUGGGAGGUGGGCCCUCAGGUCUUUCAGCCGCCAUCAAAAUAAAACAAUUGGCUAACGCGGAAGGAAAAGAAGUGAGAGUAGUUGUGCUUGACAAGGGAGCUGAAAUUGGCGCACACAUUCUUUCUGGUUGUGUAUUUGAACCACGAGCGUUAGAUGAAUUAAUUCCGGAUUGGAAAGAGCGGGGAGCUCCAUUAAAUCAACCUGUUUUGAAGGAUGAUUUGAGAUUACUUUUCAAAAAAUCAUCUAUUCCACUUCCUCAUCCUCCUAUGUUUAAUAAUAAAAAGAACUUUAUUGUUAGUUUAAGUAACGUGGUUAAAUGGUUAGGGGAGCAGGCUGAAGAAGUUGGCGUGGAAAUUUAUCCUGGAUUUGCUGCGAGUGAGGUAAUUUAUAAUGAAGAUGGUAGUGUACGUGGUAUUGCUACGAAUGAUAUGGGCUUAGAUAAAAAUUUUAAACCAAAAGAUAAUUUUGAGCGAGGUAUGGAAUUCCACGCCAAAGUUACACUAUUUGCCGAAGGAUGUCAUGGAUCACUCACAAAGACAUUGAUCCGAAAGUUUAAUCUUCGUGAUGGUAAACAACCUCAAACCUAUGGUAUCGGUGUUAAGGAGGUUUGGGAAGUUGAUCCCUCUAAGCAUGUUCAGGGUUUGGUCCUUCACACGAUGGGGUGGCCAUUGGAUUACAGAACUUAUGGAGGUGCAUUUCUAUAUACAAUGGAAAAUAAUAUUAUGGCAACUGGCUUUGUGGUAGGCCUCGAUUAUCAAAAUCCUUAUUUACAUCCUUAUAAGGAAUUCCAGAGAUGGAAACAUCAUCCAUCUAUUAAAAAAUUCUUUGAAGGUGCCAAAUGCAUAAGCUAUGGUGCUCGUGCGAUAGUUGAAGGCGGAUACCAAUCUAUUCCAAAAUUAGUAUUCCCUGGCGGUGCAUUAAUCGGAGAUACAGCUGGGUUUCUUAAUGUACCUAAAAUAAAAGGAACUCAUACUGCGAUGAAAUCUGGAAUUCUAGCGGGAGAAGCAGCUUAUAAUGCUAUUAUUAGUUCUGAGCAGUCAUCAACUAACCCUAUUACAUUAACAUCUUAUGAGAAAUCUUUUCAAGAAUCUUGGUUAUGGAAAGAGUUGUAUACAAUCAGAAAUAUAAGACCUUCUUUCAACGGCUCGUUAGGAAUGUGGGGUGGAAUCGCAUACACCGGAGUUGAGUCUCUAUUCUUGAAAGGAAGAGUACCAUGGACAUUCAAACAUCACGCUGACUAUGCUGCUUUGAAACCUGCUAGUGAGUGUAAACCGAUCGAAUAUCCUAAGCCUGAUGGAAAAAUCUCUUUUGAUUUAUUGGAGAACCUUUCGCGAAGUGGCACAGAUCACACAGAAAAUCAACCAGUACAUUUGCGUGUACGUGACCCAAAAUUACCUGUCGAGAGAAAUUUAAAAAUUUUUGGUGGCCCAGAACAACGUUUUUGCCCAGCUGGCGUUUAUGAAUUUGUUGACGAUGAGGCUAAACCUGGUCAGAAAAGAUUGCAAAUCAAUUAUCAAAAUUGUGUUCAUUGUAAAACAUGCGACAUUAAGGACGUAUCACAGAAUAUCGACUGGGUGACACCAGAGGGUGGGAACGGACCCCGUUACGUGUUAACAUAA